Amphibalanus amphitrite is the source of this 4313-nucleotide messenger RNA. Its product is annotated as ATP-binding cassette sub-family B member 10, mitochondrial-like. Gene Ontology annotation, cellular component: membrane. Gene Ontology annotation, biological process: transmembrane transport. The record is from RefSeq and is a predicted model, not a curated record. Gene Ontology annotation, molecular function: ATP binding; ATP hydrolysis activity; ABC-type oligopeptide transporter activity. Lineage: Eukaryota; Metazoa; Arthropoda; Thecostraca; Balanomorpha; Balanidae. The transcript is spliced from 13 exons. The coding region runs from base 161 to 2095 and encodes 644 amino acids.
AGCAGCAGCGCUGGCGGAUUCGAGGAGCGCGGCCGGCGCGAACUGAUUGACUCGGCGGGAACCGGAACGGAAAAACGUCGAAGAUAUUCAAAUCAUCAAUCAUGGUCUUCAUAUACCAAAUGGAGAAGAAUAUGGGAUUCGGCUGAUAUUCUGAUCCACCAUGACGCUGGUCCGUCUGCUGAGGGUGGCUGUCUUCCCCCUGCCACGUCUGGCAGGUGGCAGUGCGCCUGGUCAACGCCUCCAAAUGGCUUCAGUGUUAACAUCACAGCGGCCAAUGUGGCGCAGCCUCUUCACUGCAAGGCCACUACUACAGGCAGCAGACAAGGCUGUUAAGACUAAGGUGGCACCUCGAGAACUGCGGCGUUUGCUGGCUCUUGCUAAGCCAGAGCGCUGGAAGCUUGGAGGAGCUGUGUGUCUGCUGCUGGUGUCCAGCGCCGUGACGAUGGCAGUUCCGUUCGCCAUCGGGCGAGUGGUGGACAUCAUUUACCGCGAGGAGGCCGGCCAGGCGCGCGACCGUCUUGUCACCAUCUGUCUGGGCCUGGCAGUGGUGUUUGUGAUCGGUGCGGCGGCCAACUGCGGGCGGGUCUACCUGAUGACUGUGUCAGGCGCUCGGAUCGCCCAGGCGCUGCGCGGCUCCGUGUUCGGCACGCUGAUGCGACAGGAGGUGGCCUUCUUCGACCGGAGUCGGACCGGCGAGCUGGUGAACCGGCUGUCGGCUGACACGGCCCUGGUCAGUCAGACUGUGACCAGUAACAUCUCCGACGGACUGAGGGCCACCGCCAUGGCUGCCGCCAGCGUCUCCAUGAUGUUUUACGUGUCGACGAAGCUGGCGAUGGUGGGUUUGGCCAUCGUGCCUCCUGUGGCGAUGGUGGCCGUCGUAUACGGCAGAUACGUCCGAAAAAUCACCAGACAAGUGCAGGACGGUCUGGCUGAGGCGAACGCGGUCGCUGAGGAGAAGCUGGCCAACAUGCGCACCGUGCGGGUCCUGGCCCGGGAACAGCAGGAGACGGAGAACUAUACCAACAGCACACUGCACGUGCUGGAGCUGAGCCGACGCGAGGCCAUCGCACGAGCCGGCUUCUUCGGAAUGACGGGUCUCAGCGGCAACAGUGUGAUCCUGGCGGUGCUGUAUUACGCCAGCACGCUGGUCGGAGCCGGGGAGGUCACUGUCGGAGACCUGUCCGCCUUCCUCCUGUACGCCGCCUACGCCGGAGUGGCCGUCGGCGGUCUGAGCUCGUUCUACACAGAGCUGCAGCGCGGCCUGGGCGCCAGUACGCGCCUGUGGCAGCUGGUGGACCGUCAGCCGGAGCUGCCCUUCACGGGCGGACUGCGGCCGGAGAGCGUGCGCGGAGACCUGGGGUUCAGUGGAGUGACGUUCUCCUACCCCAGCCGGCCGGAGGACGCGGUGCUCCAGGACCUCAGUCUCACCGUGCCGCACGGCUCUGUGAUGGCGGUGGUGGGCGCCAGUGGCUCGGGUAAAUCCACCAUCGCCUGGCUGCUGCUGCGGCUGUAUGACCCACAGGCGGGCACGGUGACACUGGACGGCACAGACGUCCGGAAACUGGACCCCAUGUGGCUCCGGGAGCAGAUCGGUGUCGUCAGCCAGGAGCCGGUGCUGUUUUCGACCACUAUCCGUGAGAACAUCCUGUACGGCGCGCGGGACCCGGCCGCUGUCAGCGAGCAGCAGCUCCGCUCUGCCGUCCAGCAGGCCAACGCCGCCGAGUUCAUCGACAGGCUGAGCCACGGGAUGGACACAGUGGUGGGAGAGCGGGGAGUGAUGCUGUCCGGCGGACAGAAACAGAGGAUCGCCAUAGCGCGCGCCAUUCUCAAGAGCCCGCGGUUGCUGCUGCUGGACGAGGCCACUAGCGCGUUGGACUCGGAGAGUGAGAGUCUGGUCCAGGAGGCGCUGCGGAGGCUGAUGGACGGGAGGACGGUCAUCACCAUCGCCCACCGUCUCAGCACCGUCCGACAGGCCGACUGUAUCGCGGUGCUAAGCGGCGGCACGGUGGCCGAACAGGGCUCCUACGAGGAGCUGAUGGCUCGUCCGGACGGCUUGUUCCGUAAGCUGGUGGAGCGACAGACUAUCGAGAGCUGAGAACGCCGAGCCAACAGGUGAAGGAGGGCGACGAGUGGAUAGGAGCGCCGCCGCGCGACGGGUCACAGGAUGUCGGUCGGUCGUGAGUACGAGACCGAUCGAGAGACAGAUGAAACGCGAGCCCCGCGGAUGGAUAACGAAUAUUGAAAGGUCAACACGUGGGUGAGAUGCUAUUUAUUGUCGGCUCAUCUAGGGUCAGAAGUUGGGUGUGGUUCGUAGGUUACCGCCCCUGAGACGGACUUUGAGCUUAGUUUGAAGCCCUCCGUAUUCCGAUCAUACCGCCUGGUCUGCUUUACUGUUAUGCUUCAGAGUCGGUAGCCACUUGUGUUCUUUAGUUCGAUUUACCGAUGCUUCGACGCGCAGAAAAGAAUUGCUAUACCUGUUCCGAAUAGUUUUAAUACGUUGCCCCUGUUAUGUUGACAAUUGACAUGUACGGGGACUCGGUUGUGACUGGGUUCAACGUUGAUGCAUAUUGAGAUCCGCCAGGUAGUCCCCACUAUGCACAUCAGAAUGUAGAAGAAGAAAUAUUGCGGAGUAAAGCAUAAUAAAUUGCAUAAUUUACAUGUAGAGCUUCCAAGCCUCUAGGAUAUUAAGUGUUAAUUGCUGAGCUUCAUUGGAUAACGCAGUUCAAAUACCGUAACUAAUUAACAUAUCGGUCUAAAACACAUUCAGUGCUACUGCCAAUGGUUAUCUGGCUGGCCUAUUAUAAUUGUGCAUGCUGGAUUUUUAUAGUUUAUUCACACGCCUUACGGGCUGCCUCAAUAGUCACUCACUGGUUGAGUCGAGAGGUGGCAGAGAUGGUGAAAGCAAGCACGAGAGCUCAGCGUAUGAUAUACUGGCUGUGAACGCCCCAGACACCGAGGUGACUCCGUCACAUCAGCCGUCUGGUGCCGCCCGAUCUAGAUCGCUCUUCCAUUACAGCCUCUCUCUCUCUCUCUCUCUCUCUCUCUCUCUCUCUCUCUCUCUCUCUCUCUCUCUCUCUCUCUCUCUCUCUCUCUCUCUCUCUCUCUCUCUCUCUCUCUCUCUCUCUCUCUCUCUCUCUCUCUCUCUCUCUCUCUCUGUCUCUGUCUCUGUCUCUGUCUCUGUCUCUGUCUCUGUCUCUGUCUCUGUCUCUGUCUCUGUCUCUGUCUCUGUCUCUGUCUCUGUCUCUGUCUCUGUCUCUGUCUCUGUCUCUGUCUCUGUCUCUGUCUCUGUCUCUGUCUCUGUCUCUGUCUCUGUCUCUGUCUCUGUCUCUGUCUCUGUCUCUGUCUCUGUCUCUGUCUCUGUCUCUGUCUCUGUCUCUGUCUCUGUCUCUGUCUCUGUCUCUGUCUCUGUCUCUGUCUCUGUCUCUGUCUCUGUCUCUGUCUCUCUCUCUCUCUCUCUCUCUCUCUCUCUCUCUCUCUCUCUCUCUCUCUCUCUCUCUCUCUCUCUCUCUCUCUCUUUCUCACUCUCACUCUCACUCUCACUCUCUCUCACUCUCUCUCUCUCUCUCUCUCUCUCUCUCUCUCUCUCUCUCUCUCUCUCUCUCUCUCUCUCUCUCUCUCACUCUCUCACUCUCUCACUCUCUCACUCUCUCUCCCACUCUCUCACUCUCUCACUCUCUCACUCUGUAACGAUUUUAGCGGUCGAGUAUAUCUGGGUUCAGGCUGGUGGUGUAGUAUGCCUUUGUGGUGUAAUGGCUAUCGUGUUUGUUUUUUUUUUUUCUUCAGAGGAAUUCAGGCUGUCGUAUACCGAAAGGGUUUCGAUGCUUAGCAGCUUCCAGCUUCGUGUAUUGCGGAAGCGUUGCCGAAUUUCACCAAGCGAAAUCGGGAUACAUAGUAUUAUUGUUAUCACAACGGUUUGCUACAAUGUCCUUUGCAGUGUUCUGAAGUCGGCAUAUUCAUCUUGUACCGAACAAACUGCCUGCAAGUGAGAAUCAUGAACUGUGUUGAGCACCUGAUCCGCUCUGUUGUACCCUUGUCGCGUUGCUCGCUAUUUGUCUAGCGAGUGUGUAUGUGUAUACCCAUGUCAUUGAACGGGUAAUUGGCUCUGCACUGGUGAUGGUUUCAGGACCUGAAUGUGCCGGAACGCCGGUACCGCUCGUCGUGAAAUCAGUCACGUUUCGCUCGUGUUGAGCGAUACAGUUGUUCGUUAGUUGUUACCGUACUGGGUGUUUCUGCCAUGCGUGCGGUGCUGGUUAUAUGCCUAGUUAUUUUUACAGAUAUGUUGAUUGUAUAAAAUACAUGUUUUUAUCAAGGCC